GUGAAAACGGGUCCAGCCAUUUAUUAUAGACAUUUAUUUAUAUUAUAUACUUUUAUAUACAGUCAAUGAUUUAAAUGAUUCAUUUAAACAACCAAAGUGCACACCGAUUCACGGAUACACACUCCGGUGAUGGAGGACAGAGCUGGAGAUGCGUCACCAACACUGGAACCUGCACAUGGACUACAAGUUCCACCCUCCAAUGACACGCCUCCUCCUGAUGAACUUCAGACCAGAGAGGACUUAUUGCUACAUUACCGUCACCUGAGCCUGGACCCGAACACAGCGUACAGAGAGCUGCUUCUGUCCGAGAGCGACAGAAAGGUAGAGCUCACAGACUCGGUCCAGUCGUACCCUGAACACCCAGACAGGUUCUCCCACCGCUUCCAGGGCCUGUCAGGAAGCUGCUACUGGGAGGUGGAGUUCGAGGGGUCGGUUGAAGUAGCGGUGGCGUACAAAGGCCUUGGAAGGUCAGAUUAUUAUCACGAGUGUGCGUUUGGCUGCAACGACAAAUCCUGGAGUUUAGACUUAAACGUGAACAGAGAGUGUUUCAGACACAACGACCAGGAGACCUCGGUGCCGGAGUCCCAGUCCUCCACAGUGGGUGUGUACCUGGAUUAUGAAGCAGGUUCUCUGACCCACUACUGCGUCUGUGACACGACGCUGCAGCUGAUGCACCGAGUCGAGACCACGUUCACCGAGCCGCUCUACCCCGGGCUGUGGGUCGCAGGCAGUGCCCGGCUGUGUGACCUGACGUCCAGCCAACAAGUGGGACGUCUCGGAUGUGCAGCAGCGGGGAUGGGAUGUUGAUUUCAGAAGGAGUGUGACACAAAACAUCAAGGCUGCUCGUUGAUCAUGCAAAGAUUGAUUUAGAAAUCCAAAAAAGUAAUAAUGUAUCCAUGGCCGUACGAGAAAUUAAAUUCUGAAAUAUUUGAACAACUAUUGAAUUGAUAGCCAACACACUUUAAUAUGUAUAAUAUUUAAUUUAGUGUAUUUUAUUUGAGAAGUAAAAACUAUAGUAAAAAAACACUUUAAUAGAAUUAUAACAGAUUAGGGCUUUAUCUGAUUGUAAUUCAGAUAUUAACUAAUAAAAGUGUCACUGGGCACUUUGUUUAAAAAGUACAUAUACAUUUAUAUAUAUGUUUUGAUGCAAAACAAAAAAAAUGUAUUAAAGCCUCUAUGUGGUUACAUAUGAUAUGAAUAAAUCAAACUUGAUGUCAUUGCAGGAUGUCUGAGUGUCUGUGUCCUACAGGAACAACACAAGUUCAAGACAAUGUGAGGCGACCUGAGCACAAAUAUAAUGAUAGUACACAGACCACAAUUGAAAAUGCGUUAAUAUGGAGGUUUAUUACAACAUUAAAGUUUCAGAACAAUUACAUCACUUGAGUUAUAUUUUUGACACUUGCCUUCAAAAUA
Molecule: messenger RNA, 1413 nt
Organism: Platichthys flesus (European flounder)
Lineage: Eukaryota; Metazoa; Chordata; Actinopteri; Pleuronectiformes; Pleuronectidae
Product: stonustoxin subunit beta-like
Exons: 5
Coding region: 130-807 (225 amino acids)
Molecular function (GO): protein binding
Source: RefSeq, a predicted model, not a curated record